GGUGGGGGGAGGAGACGCUGACAAACCAAGAUGGCGGUGGCGGCGAUGAAACCUGCGGCGACCGGGACUUAACUGUAGUAGCAAAGGCUGCAGUAGUUGGUAGGCAGCGGCAGGGUGUGGAAGAAACGGAACAGGAUUAAGGGUCGGUAAUAGAAACCUCAGCCUGAGACUUUUAGAGUACGGCACCCGCCCCCCUAGGCCCUGACGGGCGGUGGCCGUCCUGCUUAGGGCCUAGACUCCGAGAAGUGCCUCGGUUUCAGACAGCGGCGGCGCCAUGAGCCCUUAAGGGCGGUCUGAGCCCUCCCGAUCUCUGGCCCAGCCCUCGGGCCCACCAUGGAGCUGGGGUCCGACGAUUUCCUACCGCCGCCGGAGUGCCCGGUGUUCGAGCCUAGCUGGGCCGAGUUCCGAGACCCUCUUGGCUACAUCGCGAAAAUCAGACCCAUCGCCGAGAAGUCCGGCAUUUGCAAGAUCCGCCCACCUGCGGAUUGGCAGCCACCCUUUGCUGUGGAAGUGGACAACUUCAGAUUUACGCCCCGAAUCCAGAGGUUGAAUGAACUGGAGGCCCAGACAAGAGUGAAACUGAACUAUUUGGACCAGAUUGCCAAAUUCUGGGAGAUCCAGGGCUCAUCCUUAAAGAUACCCAAUGUAGAACGGCGCAUCUUGGACCUCUAUAGCCUCAGCAAAAUUGUGGUGGAAGAAGGUGGUUAUGAAACUAUCUGUAAGGAUCGUCGGUGGGCUCGUGUGGCCCAGCGCCUCAACUACCCACCUGGCAAAAACAUCGGUUCCCUGCUACGCUCUCACUAUGAACGCAUUGUUUAUCCCUAUGAAAUGUAUCAGUCUGGAGCCAACCUUGUGCAGUGUAACACACGCCCGUUUGAUAAUGAGGAGAAAGACAAGGAAUAUAAACCCCAUAGCAUCCCUCUUCGACAGUCUGUACAGCCUUCCAAGUUCAACAGUUAUGGACGACGGGCAAAGAGACUACAGCCUGAUCCGGAACCCACAGAGGAAGACAUUGAGAAAAAUCCAGAACUAAAGAAGCUACAGAUAUAUGGAGCAGGUCCCAAGAUGAUGGGGCUAGGUCUUAUGGCCAAGGAUAAGACUCUUCGGAAAAAAGAUAAGGAAGGACUUGAGUGUCCCCCCACUGUGGUGGUAAAGGAAGAAUUAGGUGGGGAUGUGAAGAUGGAAUCAGCCUCACCCAAGACCUUCCUAGAAGGCAAGGAGGAACUGAGUCAUAGUCCCGAGCCCUGCACCAAGAUGACCAUGAGGCUGCGAAGGAACCACAGCAAUGCCCAGUUUAUUGAGUCAUAUGUGUGCCGAAUGUGUUCCCGAGGAGAUGAAGAUGACAAACUUUUGCUGUGUGAUGGUUGUGAUGACAAUUACCACAUCUUUUGCCUGCUGCCUCCUUUGCCUGAGAUCCCGAAAGGUGUCUGGAGGUGUCCAAAAUGUGUCAUGGCGGAGUGUAAGCGGCCCCCUGAAGCCUUUGGCUUUGAGCAGGCUACCCGGGAAUAUACUCUGCAGAGCUUUGGGGAGAUGGCUGACUCCUUUAAAGCUGACUACUUCAACAUGCCUGUACAUAUGGUACCCACAGAACUUGUAGAGAAAGAGUUCUGGCGGCUGGUGAAUAGCAUUGAGGAAGAUGUGACUGUUGAGUAUGGGGCUGACAUCCAUUCCAAAGAAUUUGGCAGUGGUUUCCCUGUCAGUGACAGUAAGCGGCAUCUAACUCCAGAAGAAGAGGAGUAUGCUAAGAGUGGUUGGAACCUGAACGUGAUGCCUGUAUUGGAGCAGUCUGUAUUGUGCCACAUCAAUGCAGAUAUAUCUGGCAUGAAGGUACCCUGGCUCUAUGUGGGCAUGGUCUUCUCAGCCUUUUGCUGGCAUAUUGAGGAUCACUGGAGUUACUCCAUUAACUACCUCCACUGGGGUGAGCCAAAAACCUGGUAUGGGGUCCCAUCGCUUGCAGCAGAACACUUGGAAGAAGUGAUGAAGAAGCUGACACCUGAGCUUUUUGAUAGCCAGCCUGAUCUCCUUCACCAGCUUGUCACCCUCAUGAAUCCUAACACCCUCAUGUCCCAUGGUGUGCCGGUUGUUCGAACAAACCAGUGUGCAGGAGAAUUCGUCAUCACUUUUCCUCGUGCUUACCACAGCGGUUUCAACCAAGGCUACAACUUCGCUGAGGCAGUCAACUUUUGCACUGCUGACUGGCUGCCUGCUGGACGCCAGUGCAUUGAGCACUACCGCCGGCUGCGAAGAUACUGUGUUUUUUCUCAUGAGGAGCUUAUUUGCAAGAUGGCUGCCUGCCCCGAGAAGCUGGAUCUGAACCUAGCAGCAGCUGUACAUAAAGAGAUGUUCAUUAUGGUGCAGGAGGAGCGUCGUCUACGAAAGGCACUACUGGAAAAGGGUAUCACUGAGGCUGAGCGAGAAGCUUUUGAGCUGCUUCCAGAUGAUGAACGUCAGUGCAUAAAGUGCAAGACCACAUGCUUCCUAUCUGCCCUGGCUUGCUAUGACUGUCCAGAUGGCCUUGUCUGCCUUUCUCACAUCAAUGACCUCUGCAAGUGCUCCAGUAGCCGACAGUACCUUCGGUACCGAUACACCUUGGAUGAGCUCCCUGCCAUGCUGCAUAAACUGAAAGUUCGAGCUGAGUCCUUUGACACAUGGGCUAACAAAGUACGAGUGGCUCUGGAGGUGGAAGAUGGGCGGAAGCGCAGCCUUGAAGAACUGAGAGCACUGGAAUCUGAGGCCCGAGAGCGAAGGUUUCCUAACAGUGAGCUGCUACAGCGACUGAAGAACUGCCUGAGUGAGGCAGAGGCUUGUGUGUCUCGGGCUCUGGGACUGGUCAGUGGCCAGGAAGCUGGCCCCGACAGGGUGGCUGGUCUACAGAUGACCCUGGCAGAGCUACGGGCUUUUCUGGGCCAGAUGAACAACCUGCCUUGUGCCAUGCACCAGAUUGGGGAUGUCAAGGGUAUUCUGGAACAGGUGGAAGCCUACCAGUCUGAGGCCCGUGAGGCCCUGGUCUCACAACCCUCCAGUCCAGGGCUGCUUCAGACCCUGUUGGAAAGAGGGCAGCAACUGGGGGUGGAGGUACCUGAAGCCCAGCAGCUCCAGCGGCAAGUGGAACAGGCACGGUGGCUGGAUGAGGUAAAACGCACGCUGGCUCCCUCUGCCCGAAGGGGUACCCUGGCCAUCAUGCGGGGACUGUUGGUUGCGGGCGCCAGCGUAGCCCCUAGCCCUGCUGUGGAUAAGGCCCAGGCAGAGCUUCAGGAGCUGCUGACCAUCGCUGAACGCUGGGAAGAGAAAGCCCACCUCUGCCUGGAGGCCAGGCAGAAGCAUCCACCAGCCACACUUGAGGCCAUAAUCCAUGAAGCAGAAAACAUCCCUGUUCACCUUCCCAAUAUCCAGUCUCUCAAGGAGGCUCUUGCUAAGGCUCGGGCAUGGAUUGCUGAUGUGGAUGAGAUCCAAAAUGGUGACCACUACCCCUGCUUGGAUGACUUGGAGGGCCUAGUAGCUGUGGGUCGGGACCUCCCUGUGGGGCUGGAGGAACUGAGACAGCUAGAGCUGCAGGUACUGACAGCACACUCCUGGAGAGAGAAGGCCUCCAAGACCUUCCUCAAGAAGAACUCCUGCUACACAUUAUUGGAGGUGCUCUGCCCGUGUGCAGACGCUGGCUCAGACAGCACCAAACGCAGCCGGUGGAUGGAGAAGGAGCUGGGGUUGUACAAAUCUGACACAGAGCUGUUGGGGCUGUCUGCGCAGGACCUCAGGGACCCAGGCUCUGUGAUCGUGGCCUUCAAAGAGGGGGAGCAGAAGGAGAAGGAAGGGAUCCUGCAGCUUCGUCGCACCAACUCAGCCAAGCCAAGUCCACUGGCAUCAUUGACCACACCCUCCUCUACAGCCUCUAUCUGCGUGUGUGGGCAAGUGCCAGCUGGGGUGGGAGCUCUGCAGUGUGACCUGUGUCAGGACUGGUUCCAUGGGCGGUGUGUGACAGUACCCCGCCUCCUCGGCUCCCAGAGGCCCAGUCUUACCUCAUCCCCACUGCUGGCCUGGUGGGAAUGGGACACCAAAUUCUUGUGCCCUCUUUGUAUGCGCUCACGGCGCCCACGCUUGGAAACCAUCCUGGCACUGCUGGUAGCCCUACAGAGACUGCCUGUACGGCUGCCUGAGGGUGAGGCGCUACAGUGUCUCACAGAGAGAGCCAUCAGCUGGCAAGGCCGUGCCAGACAGGUUUUGGCCUCUGAGGAAGUGACUGCUCUGUUGGGACGGCUGGCUGAACUCCGCCAACGGCUACAGGCUGAAUCCAAGCCUGAGGAAUCCCUUGCUUACUCUUCAGACACUGGAGAGGGCGCUGACAAUAUGCCGAAGGUGCAGGGGCUGUUGGAGAAUGGGGACAGUGUGACCAGUCCUGAAAAGGUAGCCACAGAGGAGGGCUCAGGUAAGAGAGAUCUGGAACUGCUAUCCUCACUAUUACCACAGCUGACUGGCCCUGUGUUAGAACUGCCUGAGGCAACCCGAGCCCCACUAGAGGAACUUAUGAUGGAGGGGGAUCUACUUGAGGUGACCCUAGAUGAGAAUCAAAGCAUUUGGCAGCUGCUGCAGGCUGGACAGCCUCCAGACUUGGAGAGAGUCCACACACUUCUGGAGCUGGAGAAGGCAGAGCGCCAUGGGAGUCGGACACGAGGCCGAGCCCUAGAGAGGAGGCGGCGAAGGAAGGUGGAUCGGGGUGGGGAGGCUGAUGAUCCAGCCAGAGACGAGCUAGAGCCAAAGAGGGUACGGAGCUCAGAACCAGAAGCCGAGGAAGUCCAGGAGGAAGAAGAACUGGAGGAGGAGUCUGGGGGUGAGGUCCCUCCUGUACCCUUCCCCACCAAUGGCAGCCCCAGCACCCAGGAGGACCAGGAUGGCUUAGAACCAGUGUUAGAGGCUGGUUCAGACACCUCAGCCUCUUUCUCUACUCUGACUUCCCGGCUGUUGAUGUCCUGCCCACAGCAGCCAUCUCGGCAACAAUUGUGACAGUGGCUGAGCCUAGCACAGACCCCAACAAAGAUCCUUCCUUGGCCUCAAGGAUCCUUUCUGACCAUCAAGCCUGCUUCUUGGAGGUGGGCGGGUAGGUGGAGAGAUUCCCCCCUCACCACCAUCCCUAAGACCGUGACUUUUAUAUUCUGACUCCAAGGUAUUGUUCAGACCUCAGCUCCUGGGGGCCGGCCCCUGGAGUCCUGCGUCCCUGGUAACCUCUAACCAGCAUUCCCAGACACCAGAGGCAGAUAGACACAGGUGGGCAGGGGAUCUACUGGGGCUAGGCCAGCACCAUUCCAGAGACAAAUGCAGGGCACAUGCAAACUGGGGGACCUCUCCCUUCUCCCCAGUUCCGGCCCUGGUCAGGCCAUGCUACACUAACCUCCCCAGCCACACACUCUUUUGCCUCCUGCCUCCUUUUUACUCCCCUCUCCCCUCAUCUUUUCCCUUCCCCUUACUGUUCUACCCAGGAGGAGGAAACUUCACAUAGCUGUCCUCACUUUUUUAUUUGAAAUAAAUUUUGUUGGGGUUGAACAGGGCUGCCUAUGGUCUGAAGGCUUUUGGUGCUUGUCCACACACCCACCUCAACCCUUCCUGCCCAUCCUCCCCGUCUCCUCCUCCUGGGUUCAUGCUGUAAUAAAAGAAGAUUGUUGGUGUGUAAUUAAUUUGUUCAAAAGGAGAAAAAAAAGCAAAACAAGAAACUUUGUUCCAACUAAAGCCUAUUUUAAUUUUAUUUUAUUAUUUUCCUCGUUAGAAAUAAAACCCUUAGGAAUGUUUUUUGGAAACAUGUUUCUGAAGUGCAUUUCUCUUGAAAAGGAGAGUAGACCCUUCCUCGCCUAGUAAUGAAGCAGCUGCAGUGCUAGUGGUAGUGCCAGGGCCGAGUCCAGGGAGUCAAGGCUCUGAAUCGGAACCUUCCCAGCCUCUCUAACCUUGGAAAAGAUCUCUUCCUCCCCCCAGCCAUUUCCCUGUCUUCCGACUGGUGGGCACUGGUCCCUCUUGGGAAUUUGCACAACAGCUUCCCCUAGCUUUGUGCUCUUGUUUUCCUGUUCUGAGGGGGACUUUUUCUUCAUGGCUUUAUUAUUGAAGUAUAGUUUCCAUUCUAUAAAGUUGAGCUGUUUUAAAUAUGUUAUUUGGUGAGUCAGACUAUCCUUAAUGUUUCUCUGUUAGUUUCUUUCUGCCCCUAAUGAAUGUGUGGCUAAUUUGUAAUUUCUAUGUCACUGUUAAACUGCUCUAUUGAGAUGAAAUUUGAGUACCAUACAGUUCAUCCAAUUCAGUAUACAAUUCAGUGACUUUUAGUAUAUUUCAGUCAUUGAAUGAACCUUCACUGCAAAAAAAUUUUAGAAUGUUUUUAUGACUCUUAGAAGAAACCCCACAUUCCCUAGGUGUUCCCUCCCCACUCCCAUUUGUCUCUUCUGGACAUUUUAUAUAAAUGAAAUUAUACAAUAUAUGAUCCUUUUGUGUCUGGCUUCUUUGACUUGGCAUAGUAGCUUCAGGCCUAUUAAUAGUCCUACAAUAUAGAUUUCACCCUUCUGAACCUGAAAAAUGAAGGGACUGUACUUGAUUAGGGACUGCCCUCUUGAAGUAUGUUUAUGCACGUUUUUUUGUGGGUAUCUGUAUGCAUUUCCCCCCAGAUAAGACCCAUCAUAUUUAUAAGGGGGCCUUAAUCCUCCAAAGACUAAGAAGCAUUCUUUUGUGGUUCUGAGUGUUCUCUAACACUCUAUGAAAUAGAGGAGGAAGCAAAAGCUUGGAGGCCCUGAACUAGCUUCCAGGCAUCUCUGACUUCUCCAAGGUUUUUCCUCUUCUCAAGGUUGUAUAAGGUGUUCUAGGCUAAAGUCAAGUCUUGAUCCCCCUAGCUCAGGAACUCAGCAUACCGGCACUCUUACUGUGCCCUUUCUCGUUUUAUGUUCAGAAAGAUCACUUUGGUCCAUUUCUCCCCUUUCCAGGAUUUCCACUUGCUAAAAAUCUGGUGUUAAAGAGAUAUCUCACUCUCUUUUGGUGACUUUCUGGUGGGAGCAUGGCUUAGACCUGCCUCAUCUGGUCUUAUAGUCUCUGUUGAAAGGUGAACCAGUCAACAGUAAAUACCCCUGCCCUGGGUCUAUUUUGAUCCUAAGUUGCAAUCAAGGGGAAAAGGCUGGCCUUUGCCUGCCCAUUGACAUUAAUCAUGGGUUCCAAUGAGGAUUGGAGGUAGCAAAAGAGACACCUGGGACAAGUACCCAAAGGAGCUUUAUCUUGACAUACCACUCUACCAAGCAACCAGGCACUAGAAGAGGCGGCCAAAAGAGGAAAAGAGGAACUACUUCCCACAGCAGUUCCUAGGCUAGUGAACCGCUCAGGCCAAGGUAGGGGUUCCUUGUGUUAUGGACCUAUCCCUCACCAAUUUUCAGACAGCUUUUCUCAGCUUAGCACUUUAUGCCUUAUUCUUCUCAUAUAUCUGCCCCUUUCAGUGUACAUAUAGCUGUCAUUGAUGCAAAACUGUCUUAGGGUUUCUAUUACUGUGAUAGAAGACCUUGACUAAAAGCAGCUUGGGAAAGAAAGGGAUGUUUCCAUCUUACAGCCCGUCAUCCAGAGAAGUAGGCAGGAACUGACACAGGCUGUGGAAGAGUACUACUGACUGGCUCAACCUGCUUUCAUAUAGCACCCAAGACCACCAGCCCAGGGUGGCACAUCCCACAGUGAGCUGGGCCCUUCAAUAUCAGUCAUCAAUCAAGGAAAUGCACCAUGGGCUUGCCUAAAGGCCAGUCUUUGGGGAGCAUUUUCUCAAUUGAGGUUUCCCUCCUCUCUCAAGAGAGCACAAAAUGAGUGGGAAAGGUUUACCUCAGAGUCAUUUAGUUUACAGAUUCCACCUUGCUGCUACAUCCAACCAGACAGUUCCAUUCCUGUCAGGAUAGCACCUGAGUAUUCGGGGGAUGGAAAGAGAUACUGCCUCUACUAAAGACAGAUUAUUCUCACCCUCUACCCCUUCUCUUUGAGACACGGUCCCUCUGCGUAGCCCUGACUAUUCUGGAGCUUGUUAUGUAGACCAGGCUGGCCUUAAACUCACAGAGAUCUGCCUGCUUCUGUCUCCUGAGUGCUUGGAUUGAAGGUGUGCCGCCACUUCCAGCAUCUAAAUUCCUCUCUUGUCCCAACUGUCCAUUUCUUCCUCCUCUAGCUAUUCAGUGCCUCCAUUGUGCCUUAAAUCAUAGCUGAAACACCAUAGGUUUAGUGAGUCUCUCCCCCCUACCUGAAACUUCCUAUAUUAAGAGUUCCUAGAGGAAAAAAAGCAAGAACCAGGCCUGAGUCCUCUUGCUACUUCAAGGCUGGGGAUGGGGGUGGCAGUCUUGCAUAGCUGAUUGAGAAAGAGACAGCUACAAGCAGCAGUUGCAACCCUGACAUUGCAUGUGAAUUCUGUUCCUUCUGUGCUGUAUGAUGUCCACUGUUCCAGGGUGACACUCUGGAAGUGGGGCCUGAGUCUGGGCCUUGGUCAUCAGAGCCCUAAAGGAGAAACAUUAAUCGUGUCCUAGAAGACCAGAAAUUACAGUGACGAGAGAAACAAAGUAGAGAAUCUUUGUCUCUGGGGCACUUAAAUCCUGGGUACUAAGCUCCAUAUAAGAGAUUUUGGCAAAGUUCUUAGAUCCCUGGGAGCAUAGGCUGUGACCUGUGAUUUUUUUUUAACCCCCCCCCCCCUCUAGGUUUUUGAGACAGGGUUUCACUGUGUAACAGACUGGCCUCAAACUCACAGAGGUCUGCCUGCCUCUGCCUCCUGAGUGCUAGGAUUAAGGUGUGCGCCACCACCACCUGGUUAGGAUUGUGUUUCUUAAUCUUCUUUAAAUCCAAAGCCCUACUCUUCAUAUCAGAAGGGUUCUAAAUAACUGGUGUGCCACCAGAAUAUUGUUCAUGGUGGAACUUUAUUGUUAGUAAACUGGAAACUCAGCAGUGUUGGCUUGAUAGGUAAAAGCCCAUGUGGCUAAGGUUCUGAAUAAUUCCCGUCCCUGUAUUAGGUAUGUAUUGCUCUAAGACAAUAACUUUCCUGGCACAUAUCUCUAAAACCAAACCUUUGGAGGUCGGAGCAGGAAGAUUCCAAGUUGGAAACUAUGCCAAGUUGUACAGUGGGUCCCUGUCUCAAAAACAGCUAAAACUCUUACAAGCAACGUUUAGCUCAUAUAUCCGUGGGCUAGAGAUCUGGAUACAAUUUAGCUGAGUUAUUAGGGUCAUUCACAGGCAUCAAGGUGUGAGCACUUGCAGUCAUUUCCAGGUUUAUUUCUGGAAAAAUCUACUUAGAACUUGUGUCAUUGGAUGUUGGCGGGAUUUAGUUUCUUACUGGCUGUUGGACAGAAUUCACUUAGUUCCUUGCAUGUAAGUGGAUCCUUUCACAAGACAGCUCACAACAUGGCAGCUUGCUUCUUGAGAUCAAUUAAAAUGGGCAAGAGACAGAAAUGAGUCUUUAUAAUCUAAUCUCAGAAGUGACAUUCCAUUGAUUUUACAGUUGACAAUAUUCAUUAGAAGCCAGUAGGAGGGAAAGGGGGAGUCUAGACUAUUCAGAAGGAAGGAAUUAAGACUAGGUGCUAGAGGGUGGUGGCAUUCAUUGAGGGGUCAUCUUGGAGAUGAACUACCAUGGUUUAUUCUCUGGUACUUAACUCAUAUGUCUUCCACAUACAAAAUAUAUUUAUUCCUUAAAUUCUCUUAAAUCCCAUUACAGCAUUCCCCUAAGGUGCUAAAUAUGAAUGAAAUGCCUUGGGCAUAAUCCCAAGUACUGUUUUUCUCUAUGGGUAGAACUGUGAAACUUAUAAACACAAGUUCCCAGUUCCUAAUAGAUAUGGUGGGAAAGGCACAUUAUUAUAAGCAUUCCAGUGCAGAAAAGGCGGUUGGAAGCAGGAAUAACUGAUCUGUAAUAAGUCAAACCCAGCGGGGCAAAUGAAGUUUCUUCAUUGAUUCCAAGACCUGGAGAUGAGUUUUCAUCCUCCUGGCUCUGCUCUCUGGGCUUUUGGUCCCACCUGUGCUUCCUUUUUCAUAAGCAGUAGCACAUGUUUGCAACUGAGGAUUUUUAAGACAAAGGGCUUAGAAGGCUUUUGGCAUGUAGAAUAUUAUAGCAGGAACUAUAACCAGAUUGGCCUUCAGGGCAGCCCUUACUUAGAUCUCACGCCUGCCAUCAUGGUCACAUUGUUCAGGAACCUGUUAAGAGUAAAUAUUGACCACAUCUCCAGAAUGCAGUAUCUCUUCUGAGAUUUUCCUCACUAGUGGUGCUUGUUUAUGUGGGUCAUGAAAAUUCUCAUGGUGUGUUCAUUCCAAGAUGGAUGACCAUCCACAUAGGCCUUUUCCCGCAAAUAUCUUUUCAGCAUUUCAGUCUUGUUCUUUCCAAAUCCUUGACUGUAUAAGCAGACAUGAAUCAGCUGACAGCUCUCUAUCUGACCAAUUAUGUAAUGUUUUUCCUACUGGGAGGAUUUCCUUCUCACUUUUUUUCAGUGUCAGCCCUAAGUGGAGCUAUAACUCUGAAACUAGCCACUCCUGGCCAUGCUAGCAUGUUGUGCAGAGCAUCUCUGUAAGCCAAGCUUUAAUACUGUAUCCCUUAGUUUGUCUGGCCUUUAGGGGCCCCCAAGAGGACUUGGAUGACGUUUUCUCAGAUGAGUAGCAGGUGUGAUCUUCCAGAACUGCAUGUGACUUAUUGGACCUGGUACAACAGUUAACACAUUGCUGUUUGCUGUCAUAUGCUCAGAUGUUCAUUCGAAAAAAUAGGUCUGCUUUUCUAUUUUUAUUUUUCUUUGCUUCUGAGAUCUUGCCACUUGCAGUUUUAUCCUUCAUUUUUGUUUGUUUUGUCUUAUAAAUAUGUUGUAUCUUGGGCCAGUGAGAUGGCCCGAUGGGUAAAAGCUCUUGCUUCUCAAGACUGGUGACCUGAUUUCAAUCCUAGGGAUCCAUGUGGUAUGAGAGAAUCAACUUGUGCAAGUUAUCGUGAUCUCUGUGUGUGAGCAUACACAUACAUAGAUGUAAUAAAAAUAAUUUUAAAAUGUU
Molecule: messenger RNA, 10983 nt
Organism: Alexandromys fortis (reed vole)
Lineage: Eukaryota; Metazoa; Chordata; Mammalia; Rodentia; Cricetidae
Gene: Kdm5c
Product: lysine demethylase 5C
Exons: 26
Coding region: 334-4998 (1554 amino acids)
Biological process (GO): chromatin remodeling; regulation of DNA-templated transcription
Cellular component (GO): chromatin; nucleus
Molecular function (GO): DNA binding; histone H3K4me/H3K4me2/H3K4me3 demethylase activity
Source: RefSeq, a predicted model, not a curated record